Messenger RNA from Oryctolagus cuniculus (rabbit), 2280 nucleotides. It is a transcript of the gene PPOX, whose product is annotated as protoporphyrinogen oxidase. Gene Ontology annotation, cellular component: mitochondrial inner membrane. Gene Ontology annotation, biological process: heme biosynthetic process. Lineage: Eukaryota; Metazoa; Chordata; Mammalia; Lagomorpha; Leporidae. The record is from RefSeq and is a predicted model, not a curated record. Gene Ontology annotation, molecular function: protoporphyrinogen oxidase activity, oxygen as acceptor.
GCCAUGGGGGCUGCCCCUGGAGGGCGAGACACCCAAGAACCCCUGUUGACAAACAUAGUACGUUGCCGGGCGGCCCUAGCUCCCGUAGGCCCCAUCUGUUGCUAACAUCAAGAAGCUGUUUGUGGAGCCGCCUCCCCGCGGACUGCCUCCAGUGUCUCCAUCUAUUUUCCCUACAACCAAACCUCACGAGGCCCUGCCUCCAGGGCUCUCGCCCUUAUCUGGGCCUGGGACGCCUGAACUGGAGAAUGCGAGCUGCAGGAUUCUGCGCGGGCCCUGGGAAGGGCAGGGCCGGUCACGGCUGCUCGCUCCCAUUUGGCACUGAAGCAGUUAACCUCCAGUUCCACCGGGCGGCCUCUUAGGCUGCCGUCGCUCCGCUGGGCGGAGUCACCGCCCGUUCAGUGUUUUCAUUGGUGAAUGUGAUCCGGGGCCUUCAGGACCCACCAAUCCAGAGGCAGGAAGAGUAGAGUCAGACGCGUGCCGCGAGAAUAGAGUGGACGGAGAGUCGGAGGGGCCGAAGGUUUUGGGGGCGGGGGAGUGGCGGUCUGGAAGCACUUGUUGGCCGGGUGAGGUGUGGGGAGGCAGAGCGCCCCCACGCUCGGGCCGGCAGACCGCCGUUCGACCCCUGCGAAGGCAGAUAGUGUAGGUGUGGCCCUUAUCAGCCACUCAGCGGAACACCCUGUGGGGUGAGGUCUCACGAUUUCCACCGCCUCACGUUCCCCUACCUCUCGUUGACGAGUCCUGGCCCCUGAGCGGGGAUCUCACCGUUGCACUAGCCCAUCCGCGCGAGCUGCCUUGGCUUCUCCAGAAGCAGCUUCCCAAUGGGUCGGACCGUGGUCGUGCUGGGCGGAGGCAUCAGCGGCUUGGCCGCCAGCUACCACCUGAGCCGGGCCCCGCGUCCCCCUAAGGUGGUCCUGGUGGAGGGCAGCGAGCGUCUGGGAGGCUGGAUCCGCUCAGUCCGAGGGCCGGGCGGUGCAGUCUUUGAACUUGGACCUCGGGGGAUUCGGCCGGCGGGAGCGCUGGGAGCCCGGACCCUGCUCAUGGUUUCCGAGCUUGGCUUGGACUCGGAAGUGUUGCCUGUCCGGGGAGACCAUCCAGCUGCCCAGAACAGGUUCCUGUAUGUAGGCGGCGCUCUGCACGCCCUACCCACUGGCUUCAGGGGGCUCCUGCGCCCUUCACCCCCUUUCUCCAAACCUCUGUUUUGGGCUGGGCUAAGGGAGCUGACCAAGCCCCGGGGCAAAGAGCCUGAUGAGACCGUGCACAGUUUUGUCCAGCGCCGUCUUGGACCUGAGGUGGCGUCUCUAGCCAUGGACAGUCUCUGCCGCGGAGUGUUUGCGGGCAACAGCCGUGAGCUCAGCAUCAGGUCCUGCUUUCCCAGCCUCUUCCAAGCUGAGCAGACCCAUCGUUCCAUAUUACUGGGGCUGCUGCUGGGGGCAGGGCAAAGUCCACCGCCAGACUCAGCACUCAUUCGCCAAGCCCGGGCUGAACGCUGGAGCCAGUGGUCACUCCGCGGUGGACUGGAGAUGUUGCCCCAGGCCCUUGACACCCACCUGACUAGUAGAGGGGUCCAGGUUCUCAGAGGCCAGCCAGUCUGUGGGCUCAGCCUGCAGGCAGGAGGGCGCUGGAAGGUGUCUCUCGGGGACAGCAGUCUGGAGGCUGACCAUAUUAUUAGUGCCAUCCCAGCUCCAGCGCUGAGCAAGCUGCUGCCCGCUGAGGCUGCGCCUCUGGCUCGUGUCCUGAGUACCAUCACUGCCGUGUCAGUAGCAGUGGUGAACCUGCAGUAUCGCGGAGCGCAUCUGCCGGUGCAGGGAUUUGGACAUUUGGUGCCAUCCUCAGAAGACCCGGGGGUCCUGGGAAUCGUAUAUGACUCAGUUGCUUUCCCUGAGCAGGAUGGGUCUCCCCCCGGCCUCCGAGUGACCGUGAUGCUGGGAGGUUCCUGGUUACAGACGCUAGAGGCCAGCGGCCGUGUCUUACCUCAGGAGCUGUUCCAACAGCAGGCACAGGAAGCAGCUGCCACACAGCUAGGACUGAAGGAGCCACCGAGUCACUGCUUGGUUCAUCUGCUCAAGAACUGCAUCCCGCAGUAUACAGUAGGCCACUGGCAAAAACUGGAGUCAGCCAUGCAAUUCCUGGCUGCUCAGAGGCUGCCCCUGACGCUGGCCGGAGCCUCCUACGAGGGGGUUGCCGUCAAUGACUGCAUAGAGAGUGGGCGCCAGGCGGCAGCCAGUGUCCUGGGCACAGAACCUGACUCCCACUCAUGAAAAUAAAGGUUCCUGCAACUUA